Spea bombifrons (plains spadefoot toad) is the source of this 3421-nucleotide messenger RNA. RefSeq names its product leucine rich repeat containing 8 VRAC subunit A (gene LRRC8A). The record is from RefSeq and is a predicted model, not a curated record. Gene Ontology annotation, molecular function: protein binding. NCBI's taxonomy places the organism in Eukaryota, Metazoa, Chordata, Amphibia, Anura, Pelobatidae. The coding region runs from base 353 to 2773 and encodes 806 amino acids. The transcript is spliced from 4 exons.
GCAGAUGCGUCUUUUUUUGCCCAACCCCCUGUUCUGUUUGCGAGAGAAACACGCGAUCCACCCUCAGCCGCUCAAUCCCGGCUGCCUGAUCCACCCCCGGGAUACCGGGCAGCUCCCGGGAGCGAUCGUCACUUCCGGGGUGGGUGAUGUCAAGUGAGAGAGUGAAGAACAAAGACGGAGGAGAUUACCGACCAAGGCGGAUAAAGGAGAGGCUUCCCAAUACACCCAGCCUGAAGGUGUAGCUGCUCCCAUGGACCCCCUGAUCCGUGAUCACUGCUGUAUGAGCGAGACCCUUCACCCGUGGCACCGAGAGACCAAACACAGAUAGCACCCUCUCCACCGGAGGUGAGCCAUGAUUCCCGUCACAGAACUUCGAUACUUUGCGGACACCCAGCCGGCUUACCGUAUCCUGAAGCCAUGGUGGGACGUGUUCACGGAUUACAUCUCCAUCGUCAUGCUCAUGAUAGCGGUUUUCGGGGGGACCCUUCAGGUCACCCAGGACAAAAUGAUCUGUCUUCCCUGCAAGUGGGUGACUCACAACAGCUGCAACGAUUCCUACCGAGCCUGGUCCGCGGCUGAAUCCCCGUAUCCCAACUCCAGUAUGGGCCCUACUUUAGGGCCCACGGGGAUUAAAUACGACCUGGACAGACAUCAGUACAAUUACGUGGACGCGGUGUGCUACGAGAAUCGCUUGCAUUGGUUCGCCAAGUAUUUCCCGUACCUUGUGUUGCUGCACACCUUAAUCUUUUUGGCCUGCAGCAACUUCUGGUUCAAAUUUCCCCGUACCAGCUCCAAGCUGGAGCACUUUGUUUCCAUACUGCUCAAAUGUUUUGACUCGCCUUGGACUACCAGGGCCCUCUCCGAGACUGUCGUGGAAGAGAGCGACCCCAAGCCCACCGCUGGCAAAAUGAACGGUUCCGUCGACAAGAAGUCCUCAACGGCCAGUGAAGACGUCGAAGCAACGGUGCCCAUGCUCCAGAGGAGCAAGUCCAGGGUGGAGCAAGGGAUUGUGGACAGGUCGGAGACGGGUGUCCUGGACAAAAAGGAGGGAGAGCAGGCCAAGGCGCUGUUUGAGAAGGUAAAGAAGUUCAGGACACACGUGGAAGAAGGGGAUAUUGUAUACAGACUGUAUAUGCGGCAGACAAUCAUCAAGGUCAUCAAGUUCAUAUUGAUUCUUUGCUACACCGUGUACUACGUGAGCAGUAUUACGUUCGACGUGGACUGCAAGGUGGACAUAGAGAGUCUAACCGGCUACCGAAUGUAUCGUUGCGCUCACCCGUUGGCAACGCUUUUCAAAAUAUUGGCCUCCUUCUACAUUAGCUUGGUUGGCUUCUAUGGACUGGUCUGCGUGUACACCCUGUGGUGGAUGCUGAGACGCUCCUUGAAGAAAUAUUCUUUCGAGUCCAUCCGGGAAGAGAGCAGCUACAGCGACAUUCCAGAUGUAAAGAACGACUUCGCGUUCAUGCUGCAUCUCAUCGAUCAGUACGAUCCUCUGUAUUCCAAACGCUUUGCGGUGUUCUUGUCGGAGGUCAGCGAGAACAAGCUCAGGCAGCUGAACCUCAACCACGAGUGGACGCUGGACAAGCUUCGUCAGCGGAUCACCAAAAACUCUCAGGAGAAGCUCGAGCUUCAUCUCUUUAUGCUCAGCGGAAUACCGGACACAAUCUUUGAUCUGGUUGAACUGGAGGUGCUAAAGCUGGAGCUGAUACCAGAUGUCACCAUCCCUCCGAGUAUCGCCCAGCUUACAGACUUAAAAGAGCUGUGGUUGUAUCAUACGGCGGCUAAAAUCGAGGCUCCAGCCUUGGCCUUCCUACGGGAGAACCUAAAGUCCUUACACAUUAAAUUCACGGAUAUCAAAGAGAUUCCCUUGUGGAUUUACAGCUUAAAGUCCCUCGAAGAGCUGCACUUGACCGGCAACCUGAGUGCAGAGAACAACAGGUACAUAGUUAUCGACGGACUCCGUGAGCUAAAGAGAUUGAAAGUGCUAAGACUGAAGAGCAACCUCACCAAGUUGCCCCAGGUAGUGACCGAUGUGGGAAUGCACCUCCAGAAGCUUUCCGUCAACAACGAGGGCACCAAACUGAUGGUCCUCAACAGCUUUAAGAAGAUGGUCAACCUAACAGAGCUCGAGUUGCUCCGGUGCGACCUGGAGAGGAUCCCUCACUCGAUCUUCAGUCUUCACAACCUGCAGGAGAUUGACUUGAAGGACAACAACCUGAAAACCAUCGAGGAGAUCAUCAGCUUUCAACAUCUGCAUCGUCUUACCUGCUUGAAGCUCUGGUACAACCACAUCGCCUACAUACCCAUCCAAAUCGGCAACCUUGGUAGUCUCGAGAAGCUGUAUCUAAACCGUAACAAGAUAGACAAAAUCCCCGUCCAGCUGUGCUUCUGUCGCAAGCUCCGAUAUUUGGACCUGAGUCACAACUCCCUUACAAGCAUACCACCCGAAAUAGGCCAACUCCAGAACCUACAGUACUUCGCUGUCACCGCCAACCAAAUUGAGAACCUACCGCCUGAGUUAUUCCAGUGCAAGAAGCUGAGGACCCUCAACCUCGGGAACAACGUGCUCCAGUCCUUACCCUCCAGGGUGGGAGAACUCACCAACUUGACUCAAAUCGAGCUGCGUGGCAAUCGGAUGGAGUGUCUGCCGGUGGAGCUAGGAGAGUGUCCCCUGCUGAAGCGCACGGGACUGGUGGUGGAGGAGGAAUUAUUUAAUACCCUGCCGCUGGAGGUGAAAGAGAGGCUAAUGAGGGCAGAAAAAGAGCCAGUGUGAUGUCAUCUACUGCCGUUGGGACCUAGGGCAGGGGCGAGGGAUAUUUUGUCACUGGGGGGGUUGGGAACAAAUAAAUCUGCAUGACUUGAGGAGCCCCUACAGGACGCCAGCACCAUCGAUCCUGCGGUCCUGGCGAUCAAAUUUGGAUUUAUAGCCCAAAGCUUCUAAAGUGGGUCCUGGCGUUUUACGUGGUGUCCAGAACCAACCAAGUCGCGGACCUCUCCGUGCAAUUACCCUGCUGAUGAGCUGUGAAGGAAAGGAAAUACCCCUCCUGUUCCUGUUUGUGUCCGAUGAGGCACUACAUGCUGUACAAAGAACAGCCGCUUCUGUUAAACUCCCGAAAAUCUUAUUCUUCGCUUCCUCCUGCGUUGCUAUUUUUGGACAGGAGCGCUGGGGGCUUCUGAAAUGCCUUUUUUUUUGCAGGGGUGGCCCAUUCCAUCCUCCUUUUGGACUACAAACGCCAUCAUCCCCUGGAAUGCUGGGUAUUGUAGUCCAUCGUCGCAGAUUCUCAAAUUUUUGCUUUUAUAUCGAAAGGGCAGGGAGGGCCAACUAUUUUGCACGAUAACCCGAAUGGGGAGGCUGUUCUGAUAGUCUUAUAAUAUUUGCCCUGGCUCUGUCUACUAAGUCAUUAAAUGGCUUUCACUGGAA